This is a messenger RNA of Anopheles stephensi (Asian malaria mosquito), 2702 nucleotides long. Its product is annotated as probable 4-coumarate--CoA ligase 1. Gene Ontology annotation, molecular function: long-chain fatty acid-CoA ligase activity. Gene Ontology annotation, biological process: fatty-acyl-CoA biosynthetic process; long-chain fatty acid metabolic process. The transcript is spliced from 2 exons. Bases 955 to 2649 code for a protein of 564 amino acids. Lineage: Eukaryota; Metazoa; Arthropoda; Insecta; Diptera; Culicidae. The record is from RefSeq and is a predicted model, not a curated record.
AAACCCAACCCGUUUUUGUAAAAUCCAGUAAAAUAUGGAUCUUCUUCUUCCUUCGCACUACAACCUCGAGAGGUCUUGGUCUUGGCCUGCCAUUUCUGGCUUUCUGUGACUUGAGGCGGUCUGGAUGGGCCCUGCCGUGUAAAGAUCGGCAAGCGUACCGCCCCAUUCAUCCUCAAAAAUAUGGAUACAUGUAGGAAAUAUUCGGUUACAUGGUAGUCCAAGUUGUCAAUUAUUAUUAUUGAAAACCCAUGUAAAAGAAGGAAAUUCUUCUACUCUGCCGCGACUCUACUAAGUCGUUAGGUCUUGGCAUAUUUUUGGCUUCUACAUUUUGGGUUGAGCCUACUAUUUCUGGCUACCACGACUUGACUGGUGCGGUCACCUUUGAAAACAUCAGAGCAAAAAGUAGCUAAAAGUGGGAUGUAUAGGGAUUUUCCGGCGAAUGUCGAGUGGUAUUAUAAUUGCUUUUAAACAUAUUUAUAACGGCUAUAACGUGCAGUUGCCUCGGUAAAUCGCAAUACUUGUUCAAUGGACUUACUCUUCUUAUCUUUCAAGAGGAAUUCGCAUAGAAUUAUAUUCAAGAACAUAAAACCAUGCGAGAGGUAUUGCGUUUUCUUUAAAUACGGACUUCAAAAUGUAAGCGAUAAUAUCAUAAAAUAAAUAGAUACAAACUAGAACACGUGCUCUCAUAGCUGAUUGAUUUCUAGACAUGGAUUUACAGUCAGCGAAUUUGCGGUAAAUGUAUUGCAUUCUGAUCUGGGAGUACUUUCGCAUAAGACCACUUGAACCGUUAGUGCGAUUGAACAUUUAUCUAACAAGUGGCACUGGAAAAAAUCACAAGAGGGCAAUGUAUACUUUCCUAUGAUUGAAGGUGGAAAUGAAUCCGAGUUUGCAUUUGAUCGAUUAUCAUUCAACGUCGGUGAGCUAUAGUGUUCGGAUGUAAAAAGUGUUCUAAGCAUGGCGACACAAUACGAUCCUCAAGCCUGCUGUUGGAGCGGUCCGUGCCGCCCUAGCGUUCUCAAUCCAGCUGCCAACUUGGGUCCGGUGGUACUUAACGUACUCGAGCGAACACCACAAAAAACGGCGCAAGUGAAUGUCGACACCGGUUACACUAUGACCUGUGAUGAAUUACGGCGCCGUUCGGUGCGGCUCGCCAAGUUUCUGAUAGCUUCGGAAUAUCGGGUGGGUGAUGUGAUUGUGCUAAUUGCACGCAACUCGGACAACGUCGCUCCAGUCGUAUUCGGAUGCUUCCUUGCCGGUAUAACGGUCAACACUCUCGAUCCAUCUUUCGGUUUGGAGGAGGUUGAGCACUUAUUGCGGCUUACACGUCCCUUAGCCGUCAUUGGUGAUAGUGACGUUCUGGUACUCGUUGGUGAAGCUGCAUCUCGGUUGGGGCUAUGCUUCAACCACACUUUGUUCCUACUGCAGGAAGUCCAUGGGCGUGAUAUUACGUUACACGAAAGUUGGAUCUCUGUCGAGGCGUUGGUGCAAAGGAAGAUUGAGAACGAGGAUGGAUUCGUUCCUGCGUACUGGGGUGACUCGAACCAGUUGAUUGCUGCUAUCGUGUGUUCAUCGGGAACUACUGGUUUACCAAAAGCUGUUCGAAUUUCACAUGCCCAGCUCAUCGCUCCUUAUCAGCGCGUUAGCCAGCUGGACCAGGACGAUACGCUGUUGUGCUUUAGCACCCUCUACUGGAUAUCCGGCUUGCAGAUAUUGAUGAACGGUGUGCUCAACGGUAUUCGGCGCAUAAUUACGACACAGCCUGCCACACCUGAACUUGCUAUCCAGUUGUGCAAGCGACAUCAUGUAACAGUGAUGCUUGUUACACCCACUAUGGCUAGCGAUAUCGUUAGGACCAUAGCUCCUACCAAACGGCUGGAAUCUGUCAAGCUGUUCGCUAUCGGGGGUAGCACAGUACCGAAGCGGUUACGUGACGAAAUUAACCGACGAGUACUGGUAGCCGGUCGUGGGCGAUCAUUUGUUGGAUACGGUACCAGUGAGACGGGCAAUAUCGCUUAUGAGCUAGUGCCUAGAGAGGACUCUGUUGGUUUUCUGUUGCCGGGCGUCAGAGCAAAGAUUGUUGAUGAAUAUGGGCAACCGAUGGGUCCGAACGAAAAUGGCGAGCUGCUUGUCCGUCCCGUUCACCCGUUCCUUGGGUACCAUGGCGAUGAAUCGUCGAGUAAAGCUGCACUAGAAAAUGGAACGGAAGGUUUUGUGCGUACAGGCGACAUUGCUAGGUUUGAUUCUGAUGGGUUUCUCUAUUUGAUUGAUCGCAAGAGAGAAAUUUUCAAGUACGAUGGUUUCCAGAUCGCACCGACCGAACUGGAGGAGCUAAUUGCUGAGCUCGAGGGAGUGCGAAACGUUGUUGUUGUCGGGCUGCCUGAUCCCGACCGUUGCUAUAAUGAUCUUGCUACAGCGCUUAUUGUACGGGAAUCGAACGAAUCUGCGUCUUUGUCUAAAGCAUUAACCGAGCAAGCGGUGAUAGAUCAUUGCGCCCGUACUGCAGAUGGUCGGGCUAGACCAAAACAGAAAUGGUUACGAGGCGGAGUCAUUUUCGUCGACCAGUUGCCCAUGACCGCAAGCGGAAAAGUUAUGCGGACUGCUGCAAAGCAACUGGCACGACAAUGCAAAUUGCAAAAUUCAGCCCAAUAAAUAGAUGCUUCGAAAAAAACAACACAAAAAUCUUCGAAAGCAAUCAACACAAA